Saccharomycodes ludwigii is the source of this 1521-nucleotide messenger RNA. RefSeq names its product DNA-(apurinic or apyrimidinic site) lyase APN2 (gene APN2). Lineage: Eukaryota; Fungi; Ascomycota; Saccharomycetes; Saccharomycodales; Saccharomycodaceae. Gene Ontology annotation, cellular component: nucleus. Gene Ontology annotation, molecular function: phosphoric diester hydrolase activity; zinc ion binding; double-stranded DNA 3'-5' DNA exonuclease activity. Gene Ontology annotation, biological process: base-excision repair. The record is from RefSeq and is a predicted model, not a curated record. Bases 1 to 1521 code for a protein of 506 amino acids. The transcript has a single exon.
AUGGAAUUCUGUCACAAGAAAAAUUCACCAGGUGAUGUCCGUUUGGUUACCUUUAAUGUUAAUGGGAUUAAAACAUUUUUCCAAUAUCAUCCUUUUAAUAAAAUGCAUAAUUCUUUGGAAUUAGUGUUUGACUUUUUCAAUGCAGACAUUAUAACUUUCCAGGAGUUGAAAACAUCUAAGGAUAUUAUUUAUAAAUGGGGUAAAAUAAAUGGUUAUCAUUCAUUCAUCACUAUACCGAAAUCUAAAAGGGGUUAUUCUGGCGUGGGCUGUUGGAUAAAGAAAAUCACAGAUGUAAAAAAUCCUCUAUACAACAUUUUGCAAGUGGUCAAGGCAGAGGAAGGAAUAACAGGAUAUUUAAAUGUUCCAAAUAACUCUUCUGGUUCCGCAAAAACAUAUAGGCAAGACCCAUCAAGUAGUUUGGGUGGAUAUGAGAAAAUAGAUGAUGCCAUUUUUGGCGAUAUUGAUACUUUACUUAAAUUAGAUCAGGAAGGUCGGUGUGUCAUGAUAGAACUUUCUUGUAACACAAUAAUAAUAUCCUGCUACUGUCCCGCUAAUUCAAUGCGUACUGAAGUUGGCGAGUCUUUUAGAAUGAAUUUUUUAAAAGUUUUGUUCCAAAGAAUAAGAAAUUUUUAUACAAUGGGUAAAAACGUUAUUUUGAUGGGUGAUAUUAAUGUAGCAAGAGAUAUAAUCGAUAGUGCUGAAAGCAUGGAUACUUUUAUUAUUCCUAAAAAUCGUGGGCUAAACGAAAAUGACUUUAUUAAUUAUAUAAAUAAAACAACACCUUCAAGAAAACUUUUCAACUCGCAAUUAAUAGACUCAAAACUUCCAUCUGAAAAUUCUAUUCUAUUAGACUCGACAAGAUACAUUCAAGGAUACCAACGUUUAAAAAUGUAUACAGUCUGGAACACAAUUCUGAACACCAGACCGAUAAACUAUGGCACAAGGCUGGACUAUAUAUUGGUCACGAAAAAUCUUCGGGAUGACUUACAAAAUGCAGACAUAUGUCCUGAAAUAUUAGGUUCGGAUCACUGUCCAGUUUUUGCAGAUAUCGCCCUAAAGCCAAAACCAGAUUGUAAUUCGGUACCAGACAAUGGAUUACCUCCGCAAACACCCAAACUGGAAUGUAAAUAUUAUUAUAAGUUAGGUACCAGCGAUAUAACAACUAUGUUCUCGAAACUUCAACGGGGGACUACACCAACAGCAAGUAAAACCAAGUCAAAUAGUAAGAAGGUGGGGAAGCCCAUCAGAAUUGACGGGUUUUUUAAAACGGGGAAAACAAAAUCUAUUGCUAAUAUACAUAAAUUGAUAAAAACUAAUAAAAACCCACCAAUGAUGCCAAGGGAAACCUUAAAGCAACAGCAAUUGGGUAUGUUUGAUAAAAAUGAUAUACCAUUAUGCAAACAUGGAGAAAAGGCAACGUUGAAAACAUCAAAAACGGACAAAAAUCCUGGUAAAAAAUUUUGGGCUUGUUCUCAACCCCCAAACGCCUCAUGUGGAUAUUUCCAAUGGGCACCAACAUAA